GGCAUGGACGAUUACUCACAAUUGGCAGCCAUGGCAGAAAAAUAUAAAUUGCCUUUAAAAGAAAGAUCAACAUGGAUCGAAAAACAAAUGACUCUAAAAGUACGGAAUGAAGAACUCAAGUUACGGAACAAAGAACUGGAAAAUGCGUCCAAAAUGAAAACGAAGGACACUAACGAGGAACAAUCUUUGGAAGAUGCUCUUACUAAUACAGAGAGUAUCCCGAAAGGUAUUAAAGAGGAAGACGUAUACAUCAUAGAGAGCCCAGAGACAGCACCAAAUGUUAGUGACGUCAGCACAUCUACAAAAACGAGAGAAUUAAAGAAUGUAGCCGCUAAAGUGAAAGCUUCAAAGAAAAGGAAAUGGCCUGAAGAACUGAAGACGAAAAUUCUCGCUCAGUAUGAAGCCGGCAUGUCGGAGGUGGAACUGGUUUCCAUACACGGUGUGCCAAGAUCAACCAUUCGUACUUGGCGUAAAAAUCAAGAGAGAAUAGCGCCAGACAAGAGCAAAGAGGAAGACUUUCAGAGUGAAAUAGACACCCGACGACCAGUUCUAACGCUAAAAAGACUAAGAGACAACCCACAACUGGACACAGAAAAGAUUGAUGCUUCUGAAAAUAUACCAAGUGGCCAACCAAAUACAAAUGGGAUUAAACUGAAUACGACCCGCAUUAUAGGAUCGGAAAAGAAAACCCUCUUCGACAUGAUUAUACGAAUGGUGGACUGGGAUUCUGCAUUAGAAGAGAUGAACAAUAAGGGAUACAGAUGCAACAGAACCAGCACGCAGUUGAAAGAGAAAAUUAGACGACAGUUGAAUAAGAAGAACAAAAAGAGAAACAAAAAGAAGAUCACAACACGUUUCGUGAACACGGAUACAAGAACCUUAGAGUAAAGUGCGAAGUUCGAUCGCAUUACGCCCGCUGGCAGCAAUUUUCACGUUUAGAUUUUUUAUAGCACCAUAAAGGUCUGACCUAUGAAAAAAACUGAUGGUAUCUCUGAAUUCCUCGCCAUUCUUUCUAUGAAUAGAGAUUUGAUUUAAUGUAUCACUAGGCUUAGUUAAAAUUAAAUAUGAAGUCAAAGAGGUGUAGGGUGGGUAUCGCCAAGCGUACUUUUCCUCGAUCGGAUUUCUCCCCAGUUAGUAAGCUCGAUCGGGCUGAUGGAAGGCUCGAGCAGAUCAAAGAAAAUAUAUCUAAAAACAUGUUUUAAUCUUUAAUUUUCAGUAUGAAGUCAUUUUCUUUUUACUCCAGCGCAAGAACACCAUCCAUUGCACCAUUUCCCACCCUCCACAAGUUCAAAUAGUCAUCAGACUUAAAAAUAGCAUUAAGCCCAUUACUCAUUUCCUUCACUACCAGGUAGUAAAAAAAAAUUAUUUCACACCUCCUGAGUUUGACCUCACCAUGAACUUGGCCUUUACAAGGAAAAGGGAAUAGUAUGUGUCGGAAGUGAAGAAAAAAGAUGCAAGCGCAGUAGCAAUAUAGUAGUAAUUUGGUAAACAUUCAAAUAAAAAAGUUUUAGCAAUAAAAAGUGAACCGAUCGAACCUCUAAACAAAUCAGGGCUGUUUAAGAUUAGCACUUUAGUUCAUCCAUAAUUUGUGUUUCCAUUCAUGUACACGUUUCUACAGAGAGACUGUGGUUCCUCUUUAUACAUGUACAGAGUUUUGAUUGUGAGUGCUUUAUAUAAUUAGGUGCAUGGGGGGGGGGCGAUAGCUUAUCUCGUUAAAGGUUCAGAUUUAUAAAUCCUUAGCUCAAAGACUGUUUUAUCAGAUCGUCAGUAUUAUUAAUUUUGUUUUCUGAAUAGGCAUUAUACAAAUCCAAAACAGUAUUUGUCUCUAUAGUAAUAUAUAAUGGUAAGAUUUUUUAAGUCAAUUUAACAGAAAUCUUUGAUUAUUCUAAAUUUACUUAAUCUCUAAGCAUUUUUUCAAGCACUGAAAAAAAAGAAUAUUCAGACUUGACUUUCUUUUUAUAUGCUCAUUGAAACUUUUUAAAGUUAACUGGUGUUAAGAGUUAUUCAAUUGCAUGAUUAAUUAUAAUUAAUUGAUACAACUACUCAUACACAAUUUUUUUUUUCUUUUUUUUUAUUAGAUACAUUCUGAAAUUUAGUAUUUAUUUUAGACUGCAAAAAGUAUUUACAAUAUUAAAUUCCAUUUAUCAGAAUAUAUGAAAACAUAAGUUGAAAAUGUUAUAUACUUUGAGUUGACAAAAAAAAUGUAUUAGUAUACUUAUUACUUAUUACAUCGUAAAUCAUGCUAUCAUGGUCAUUUUUAAAAAUUAAUAUUUAGGUUUAAAUGAAAUAUUUUCUACUUUGAUUACAGUUAUUUGUUUGUUUAUGUUUUGCUUCCAUACACCUACGUGUUCAGAGAGUCUACAAAUAUACAAAUAUAAUUUUCUUAAAUAAAAUGUUAUAAAUAUAUGUAUUUUUUUUAGUUUGACUUUUAUCUUAUAACUUGCUGUUAUGUUUCGUUUAAUGCACAAGUUGUAAGACAAAUUUCUUUAUGGACAAUAAAGGUUAUUAUUAUUAUUA
Molecule: messenger RNA, 2517 nt
Organism: Biomphalaria glabrata
Lineage: Eukaryota; Metazoa; Mollusca; Gastropoda; Planorbidae
Exons: 8
Coding region: 4-888 (294 amino acids)
Biological process (GO): DNA transposition
Molecular function (GO): DNA binding; transposase activity
Source: RefSeq, a predicted model, not a curated record